Molecule: messenger RNA, 1956 nt
Organism: Drosophila persimilis
Lineage: Eukaryota; Metazoa; Arthropoda; Insecta; Diptera; Drosophilidae
Gene: CrebA
Product: cyclic AMP response element-binding protein A
Exons: 6
Coding region: 212-1846 (544 amino acids)
Biological process (GO): regulation of transcription by RNA polymerase II
Molecular function (GO): DNA-binding transcription factor activity, RNA polymerase II-specific; cAMP response element binding
Source: RefSeq, a predicted model, not a curated record
GAAAAAAGAAAUAUAAAAGAAUUCAGGCAGAGAAAUUUAUAAAAUUCUAUGAGAAUAAUAUAAUAAUAAGCACUAAGCAGACAGUCCUAAGUGGGUUAACACAGAAACAACAGAAGUGGACCCAAAUCAUCCCGAAAACCCAACCGGCAGAUCAACAGAGACAGACUUCUUAGAUCGCAUCGCAUCCAAAAAGAAUCAACCUUAAAGAACCAUGGAAUUCUACGAUGGCGACCUCAAAGAUAUAUGGGAUUCCGAUUUAGAUCCGGAAUCCUUGAAAAUUAGCAGCGAUCACGAUAUGCACGACUGGCUGUUCGAUCGCGAUGUCAAAGAUCCCACCGUUAUACUCAAUGACAAGCUCAUCUCGGAUGCGCUGCUCAAUGGUACGCUGCCAAUCAAAACCGAGCAUUCCUAUAGCCUUAGUAGCGAUGUUGAUUCCCUGCCAGACUCACCAAAGAGUCUGCACCCCAAAAUCGAGGACAUGGAUGACGAAUGCUUCCCCGCCAUUUCACUGAAGUCGGCCACCAGUGUGCGGGCCACCAUCGAUCCCAAAUGCCUGACCCUCCACCCGCAAUCGCACACACCCGCCACACACAGCAGCCGCGUGAGCUGCAGUCCCGCCCUGAGCUCAGAGCUGACCACAGCCACAGCGACUUUGACACGGGCCGGGCUCCAGACGCACGCGCACCACCUGCAGAGCGGGAGCAACAGCAACAGCAACAGCAACAGCUCCAGCCACAGCCACAGCCACGUGAUCGCCGCUAUGGAUCACUAUCAACUACCUCACUUGUACGACAAUGACUGCAGCUCGUCGUUGUCGUCGAUUCGGGAUGGCAGCAUAUCACCGGACAUCUGCUCGGACAUUGAGAUCGACGAGUCGGCAAUCAAGGAUGAGCCCAUGUCGCCCGACUCCAGCUGCCCCGCCAGUCCCAACUCACAGGCGAGCAGCUCCCAGCAGCACCAGCUGAGCCUUAAUCUGGCCCAUCUACAGACGGAAAUGCUCUUUGAGCAGAAGCACGGCGGCCUCUUGCUGACCAGCAGCAGCAGCAGCAGCAGCAACAAUCACCUCAUUAAGUCCCAGCAGAGACAGCACCAGCACCCGCUCCUUGGACAGGGCGAUCUUAUAAUGGCCAAAAUGGAGAUCAAGAGCGAGAAACAAAACACCAGCAACAGCAGCACCACGAGCAGCAGCAGCUCGGGCAAGUCACAUGCCUACGGCAUUCCCCUGACGCCGCCAUCAUCUCUGCCCAGCGACGAUUCCGAAGGUAACUUGACACCGGAACAUUUGUUUUCGCCACUGUCGCCCAACGCUUCCGUUUCUAUAUCCGUGGCCAAUGCAGCCAAUGGCGAGUCAUCGACCAUGGUGCGGCGAAACGUUACCGGCAUCACGCGCUCUGCCAGCUGCGGCGGUUCCGGCACCGGCACCGGCACCGGCACCGGCUCCGGCUCCAACACCAGCACGACCACAACAAGGCAGCCCAUACACACGCCGUUGAUAAGCUCCCAGCCGAAGGGCUCUACAGGCACACUGCUGCUGACAGAGGAGGAGAAACGCACAUUGCUGGCCGAGGGUUAUCCGAUACCGCAGAAGCUCCCGUUAACAAAAGCCGAAGAGAAAUCGCUCAAGAAGAUCAGACGUAAAAUUAAAAAUAAAAUCUCUGCUCAGGAAAGUCGUCGCAAGAAGAAGGAGUAUAUGGACCAGCUGGAGAGGCGCGUGGAAAUUCUUGUCACUGAGAAUCACGACUACAAGAAGCGCCUCGAGUCGCUGGAGGAGACCAAUGCCAAUCUACUUAGUCAGCUGCACAAAUUGCAGGCCCUAGUUAGCAAGCACAAUGUGAAAAAGUCCUAAGCCAGGGACCCAGGACGUGUGCCGGUUCCGUUUCUUGUUUGCCCGCCUUCCCGAAAUACCUAUAUAUCUAUACCUAUUUACCUAUACCUAUACCUAUACCUACACCUACA